AUGUCUUUGAAGCUGUUCUCCUGCCUUUUUGUGCUCACCCUGGCUGCCAUCGCCUGUGAGGGACAGCCCCAGUACAAUCCCUAUCUGCGCAAUCCCUACUACAGGGAUCUCUACUACAGGAACCGCGAUCUCUACAAUCUUCGCCGUUUCUACGAUGGCUUCUACAAGAAGUACAAUCCCUACAUCGCUGCUGCCCAGGCUAGGAUUGUGGAACAAAACAAUGAUGCGAACUACGGAGCGGGUUCCUAUUCCUACAACUAUGAAACGGAGAACGGCAUCCAUGGCGAGGAGCGGGGAGUGCCAGUGAACAUUGGCAACCAGCAGCAGGAGGAGCAAGUGGAGGGUGCCUAUUCGUUCAUCACACCCGAGGGUCUGCGUGUGGGAGUCAAGUAUCUGGCUGAUGCCAAUGGCUUCCGUCCCGUGAUCACCUAUGAUGGCGUGAACUCCGCUUUUUAUGCCAGUCAGCCAGCCCCAGCCAAUGUGGUCUAUACCAAACACUAA
This is a messenger RNA of Drosophila mauritiana, 501 nucleotides long. It is a transcript of the gene Cpr49Ad, whose product is annotated as cuticle protein AM1239. Gene Ontology annotation, molecular function: structural constituent of chitin-based larval cuticle. Bases 1 to 501 code for a protein of 166 amino acids. The record is from RefSeq and is a predicted model, not a curated record. NCBI's taxonomy places the organism in Eukaryota, Metazoa, Arthropoda, Insecta, Diptera, Drosophilidae. Gene Ontology annotation, cellular component: chitin-based extracellular matrix. The transcript has 3 exons.